AUGCAUGGGCAUGCGCACCACAACCAUGAGCGCAAGGUGGAGGAUCUAGAGGCGCGCGGAGAUGUGGUGAUCGUCUACCAGACUAUGGGCGCCGAUUUCGACGGUCCAGUCGGUGGCUAUCGCACUGGCAACGAGGAAACGACCGAAGCCGAGACUGCGACACAGAAGAACGUUGGUGUGGGUCCCGCUGUUGGUGUGACUGCGACGGCCACCAAGGAGAAAACGACCGAGACCAAGGCGACUGAGGAGGCUACCACCACAUCUAAGGAGGAAGCGACUACUACCAAGGAGACUCAGGCCCGCACCACUCAAAAGUCAGCAGUAACUACCGAAACCACCAAGGCUGAAACGACUGAAAAAUCUGCCAAGCAAGCAUCGACCACGGAGUCCCAGUCCCAGAGUACUGCAACCUCCUUUGUGACUUCGGCAUCCCCUACCGCGGAGACUAGCCAGGAUGUGAAUGAUCUGUUUGCCGCAACCUCCACUGGAUCUACCACUGAUUCGGCUGCCUCGUCCUCUUCUACUGCCAUUGGUAGUCCCACCACUGAUGCUGGCAUUUCCGGCGGUGCCAAAGCCGGCAUAGCCAUUGGUGUGAUCCUUGGUGUUGGUGUGAUCGCCGCUUUGAUCUUCUUCAUCGUUCGCAAGAAGAAGAGAGCCCAGGAAGGUUAUCAACAGGAGAACGAAAAGGCAUUUGGAGGUGAAGGCCUGCCCGAAGGAGGCCUUGCUGCUUCUCUGCCACCCCCUCCUCCUUCUAAGCCUCAAACUCCCUCGACUCCUCCGGUACUCAACGUUCGCCCUAUCACUCAAUUCGCUCCCGACCUCAGUGGCGGCAGUGGCUUCAACUCCGCUGCUGCUGGUGCCGCUGGGGCUAGCGUUGCAGCCGGCUCAGCAGCCGUUGUUUCUCGUAAUCUCACUGGUGACUCGUCGCCUCCUACUCCUCCCAAGUCCGCUGGCAGCAGCCCCAAUCCGUUCAGCGACCCUGUAAAUCCUUUCGGUACUGCUGAUACACCUGUCUCUGCCCACGCUCCCUCCGUCUCCGAGUCCAGCACUGGACCCUCAGGGGCGACUAUGGCAGCCGCGGCCGUUGGUGCUGCUGCUGUUGGCGCUGCUGCAGGUGCUGCUGCUGCCUCUCACCAGUCCAAGGAAGAACCUGCUUGUCCCGCGACCGCAGAAUCCCGCGCCCAUUCCCCCCCUGUCUCUUCUCAACACUCGACAAGCCCUACCAAUGAUGCUUUUGCCGCCGCUGCCGCUCCGAAUGUUGAACUAGCAGGCGCUGCUGGAGCUGCUGGCCCCAACAAUGUUCACCGUGUGCAACUCGACUUCAACCCGUCUAUGGAGGACGAGCUUGGUCUUCGUUCUGGUUCCCUCGUACGACUGCUCCACGAAUAUGACGAUGGAUGGGCUCUCUGUAUCCGCCUUGAUCGCUCUCAGCAAGGCGUGGCCCCUCGGUCUUGCCUGUCGGCCCGUCCUGUGAUGCCUCGCCCUCGCCCACCUCCUGGCGCUCCUGGUGCUCCUGGCGCGCGCGGCCCACCCAUCAUGGGCCCUGAUGGCCGUCCCAUGCCGCCUCCCCCCGGUCGCUUCUAUCCCCAGGACGCACGCCCAAGAUCUCCCUCAGGCCCUGGCUUCGCUGGCCCCCCCUCCUCGUGCUUACCCAGGCCCUCAAAUGUCGCCUGUGGCAUGCCUGUUCCCCGUUCCAUGUCUCCCGGACCUGGCGGUAUGCCCGGUCCUCGUUCCAUGUCCCCGGGCCCUGGUGGAAUGCCAGGCCCUCGCUCCAUGUCUCCCGGUCCCGGUCGACCUGGCCCCCGCUCAAUGAGCCCUGGGCCAUAUGGCCACCCCGGCAUGCAGCGCCCUCAGAUGCCCAUCAACCAACGCGAACGAAGCAACAGUGCCGGCAAUAUGCCCCCUCCUAACAUUGCCGCCGCUGCCCCGCCUGUCUCCAGUCCACUAGCCGCUCCUGCUCCCGCCCCCACUGCAGAGCUUCCAGCUAUUCCAAGUUCCGCUCCGAUCUCGCCUUCGGGCUCGGUCUCGCGCAAGCCCGUCCCCAAUCAGGAGGCUUAG
This is a messenger RNA of Penicillium antarcticum, 2058 nucleotides long. RefSeq names its product SH3 domain protein. Gene Ontology annotation, molecular function: protein binding. The coding region runs from base 1 to 2058 and encodes 685 amino acids. The transcript has 3 exons. The record is from RefSeq and is a predicted model, not a curated record. Lineage: Eukaryota; Fungi; Ascomycota; Eurotiomycetes; Eurotiales; Aspergillaceae.